This is a messenger RNA of Peromyscus leucopus (white-footed mouse), 1236 nucleotides long. RefSeq names its product CCAAT enhancer binding protein epsilon (gene Cebpe). Gene Ontology annotation, biological process: myeloid cell differentiation; DNA-templated transcription; regulation of transcription by RNA polymerase II. Gene Ontology annotation, molecular function: RNA polymerase II cis-regulatory region sequence-specific DNA binding; DNA-binding transcription factor activity, RNA polymerase II-specific. The transcript has 2 exons. The record is from RefSeq and is a predicted model, not a curated record. The coding region runs from base 219 to 1064 and encodes 281 amino acids. NCBI's taxonomy places the organism in Eukaryota, Metazoa, Chordata, Mammalia, Rodentia, Cricetidae.
AAGGGAAGAAAGGAGAGGCACUCACUGACUACGGAAGGAAAAGGAGGAGGAGGAGGAGAGAAGCCACGUAGGAGUGGGUGACAGAAAAGACCAGAGAGGUCAGACCUAGGGCAACUCUAGGGCCAGGGGGGAGAUCGAGAGAGGGCAGGCUGAGCAUCCCAAGAAGUGCCCCAGCACAGGACCCAGGGGCGGGGAGCCAAGGGGGCGGGCCGGCGGCUAUGUCCCACGGGACCUACUACGAGUGUGAGCCUCGAGGUGGCCAGCAGCCGCUCGAGUUCUCGGGGGGCCGAGCCGGGCCCGGGGAGCUGGGGGACAUGUGUGAGCAUGAGGCCUCCAUCGACCUCUCCGCCUACAUCGAGUCCGGGGAAGAGCAGCUGCUUUCUGACCUCUUUGCCAUGAAGCCAGCGCCUGAAACCCGAAGCCUGAAGGGCCCGGGAACCCCUUCGUUCCCCCACUACCUGCCGGCUGACCCUCGGCCGUUUGCUUAUCCCUCACAUACAUUUGGCCCAGAUAGGAAGGCUCUGGGGCCUGGCAUUUACGGCAACCCGGGGAGCUACGAUCCCAGGGCUGUGGCCGUGAAGGAGGAGCCUCGUGGGCCGGAGGGCAGCCGGGGCACCAGCCGAGGCGGCUACAACCCGCUGCAGUACCAAGUGGCACACUGUGGGCAGACAGCGGUGCACCUUCCCCCGGCGCUGGCAGCACCUGGCCAGCCCCUCCGCGUCCUCAAGGCCCCUGUGGCUGCUGCCGCCCCUCCGUGCAGCCCCCUCCUCAAGGCCCCCUCCCCAGCUGGGCCCUCCCACAAGGGCAAGAAGGCCGUGAACAAAGACAGCCUCGAGUACCGGCUGCGCCGGGAACGCAACAACAUCGCAGUGCGCAAGAGCCGGGACAAGGCCAAGCGGCGCAUUAUGGAGACGCAGCAGAAAGUGCUGGAGUACAUGGCCGAAAACGAGCGUCUGCGCAGCCGCGUGGAGCAGCUCACCCAGGAGCUGGACACCCUUCGUAACCUCUUCCGCCAGAUCCCCGAGGCCGCCAGCCUUAUCAAGGGUGUGGGGGGCUGCAGCUGAGCCUGCCUGGCAGACUGUGGACACCAGACCCUGAGGACCCCCACCCUCCCAGGUCCCCAGAGUCCUGAACAGGCCAAGCCUGAAACAGCGAUCAUGGACGAUGGCAGCCCAGUAGCUGGGAAGGUCGGGACCAUAAUGAUUCUGUGGCUGAAUAAACGGCGCUGUGACUUGA